GAGAGCAAACAUUUGAAUCUGCUCGAGACCAUCGUUAGCAGUUAGCACGAGCAGACCCCACUCUCUCUCUCUCUCUCUUCCCUCCAUGGAUGGCAUUAUGGUGCUUUGUUCACUUUACAAAUGGACUUUCAGCUUUUGAUUUGAAUUUGAAACUCCAGAUUUCCUCAGCCGAGAGGCCAUACCCAGAGCUCAAGCUUCGGGAAUCCUGAGGUUGUCUGGCUCAUGGGGGAAUCAUCCACCUGUCUGAUGCAGCCCUCCUCUUACACCCCAGUUCUAUCACCGACUGAAGCCAUUGAGGGCAACCCCAUCCACGCCCUCGGGCAGUCGGUUUCCUUCGGGAGGUUCACGUCGGAGUCCUUGUCUUGGGAGAAAUGGUCGACUUUCUCUCACAAGCGCUAUGUCGAAGAGGCCGAGAGGUACUCUCGACCGGGUUCAGUGGCCGAAAAGAAGGCCUUCUUCGAGGCUCAUUACAAGAAAAUGGCUGAAAAGAAGAAGGCCGAGGCCGAAGCAGCCCUGCUCGAGCAGGCGAAUGGCACUCCAGGUGAUGCCCCGGGAUCAGUUAAUGUGACAGAUAGUUACAAUUCAACCUUGGUAAAUAUGGAUUUGGAGAAGGUUGUCGAACAAAAUCAAGAGGUCGGAACGCAGAUUAGCGAUCAAGUUCCGUGCAAGGAAGAUGAUGAGAACGAGCAUGAAAAGGAGCAAGCUAAAUCACCUGAUGUGCAGAAAUCUCCAUUGAAGAGUUCUGUGCCUAAGAGCAAGGAGGACAGUUUCGCAACUCCAAAAAGUGAGACAAUUGUUGCAAUAAAUUCCAGGGAUAAGAAGCGGUCAGCUCACAAAUGGCUCAAGCCAUUGAAUUUUACACCUGUCAAGGAACUCAAUUUAUUGUCCUCAACAGUCAAGAGGAAGAUCGAUAAUUCCCGCACAGAUGGGAAUCGUGCCGAGCCAUCCAAAGACUGCUCGACUCCGUUAAAGACUCCAAUCAUGGUUCCCAGCGGCUCAUUGGCUUUAGUCACUCCUCAUUCUGAGCAACGGACAACAAAGAAUGAUAACGCUGCAGAAAGCAAAACUGGCAUGAAAAGGCGCUCGCUGGCUACAGAGUGCUCGAAGUUUCUGAAUGCAUGCAAGAACAAGUUACAGUCGCCGAAGAUAUCUACUCCCUUUAGAUUGAGGACAGAAGAGAGAGCUGCAAGAAGAAGAGAGAAGCUAGAAGACAAGUUCAAUGCAGAGAACGCACAAAAUGUCCCACCGAAAACAAAACUCAAGGAGAUAGCGGAAACGGAGUCAAGGAAAUGGCGUCCCACCUUUUGCUUCAAUGCUGGGCCACAUCCCACAGAUCGUAAAGAAAUGGGAAGAGCUGAGGAUCCGCUGAAACAGGUUCCAGCAGCACGUCCUCGGUCACCCAAGUCGGGAAGAAAGCACGAGACUGGAACAGCAAAGAGCGUUCCUUCUGUACCACUGCAAACCACUUCGAUCAAGAACAACGGCUCCAAGAAGUUACCAGGGAAAAGUUUUCAGACCACAUCCCGAUCUCGCACCCUGGAGAAUGUCAUGAGGACUCAUGAGAACACAUCUCCAAAUAUCCAGCAAGUAUGAAAGCAGGCACGUAGCAGCGAAAAAGAACAAUGUCUAGUUGUUGUUACCGUCCAAUUUGUGUGCGAGAGUGAAAGCUCGUCUGCAAUGAUACAUUUAUUCAUGUUCUUCGGUAGUACGAAUAACUCAGAAACUUCUUGAUGAACCCCCCCUAUACAUAAUUCGUCAAGUUCUUGUGUGUCCUAUGUGUAUAAUAGCAAGAAUUCUCCGCA
Molecule: messenger RNA, 1802 nt
Organism: Punica granatum (pomegranate)
Lineage: Eukaryota; Viridiplantae; Streptophyta; Magnoliopsida; Myrtales; Lythraceae
Source: RefSeq, a predicted model, not a curated record